AUGGUGAGCGGAAGCGCAUGGCGGGGUUUGACGGGGAGAAAAACACGAAAUCCGCUCACCCCCUUCACUCCUCCUCCAGAUUCUCCCUGCACAGGACCAGAUGCGUCUGCGUCCGGGAGAUUCCCCCCUGAGCGACGGGCGGAGACGGCGGCGCGGCCGUCGGCGCCGGCGCAGGAUUCAUCAGCACUAAGCAGCCCUCGCUCCACGUCCUCCGCAUCGGGUACGAGACGGCGCCGCACCGCGAGGAGUGAACGCGGCAGCCCCGGGACUUGUGGAGGGCGCAUUUGCAGUUCUUGUGGUAUGGCCGGUGCUCGAAUCCCGUGUCCCCGGGGAUGCAGCCGUCGAACACGCCACGGAGGAGGCCGUCCCCAGCCGCGCCCGCCGACAUCUGUGGUGGAAAAUUGGCGGAUCGAUCGGUGGUGGAGCGCUCCCUGGCGUGAGAUGUUGCUAUGA
Messenger RNA from Striga asiatica, 453 nucleotides. NCBI's taxonomy places the organism in Eukaryota, Viridiplantae, Streptophyta, Magnoliopsida, Lamiales, Orobanchaceae. The record is from the annotation of a GenBank genome assembly.